Molecule: messenger RNA, 1800 nt
Organism: Penicillium cataractarum
Lineage: Eukaryota; Fungi; Ascomycota; Eurotiomycetes; Eurotiales; Aspergillaceae
Product: fungal specific transcription factor domain-containing protein
Exons: 6
Coding region: 1-1800 (599 amino acids)
Biological process (GO): DNA-templated transcription
Molecular function (GO): zinc ion binding; DNA binding
Source: RefSeq, a predicted model, not a curated record
AUGGCCAGCAGCGUGCCAGUCGAGCGUGCGAGUACUGCCGAAAGAAGAGACUUAAAUGUACCCCUGAACAGCACCCUUGUCUCAACUGUCAACUAUAUCGGGAAGAAGACGCAGGAAAUGGUUUCGAAUGCAGGGGAACCCACUGCGAUAAUUGUGGACUCUCUCCUUGCGGAGCAAACUGACACAAACCCGAAACGGCCUCAAAAUACGCUGGUGUCUCCGGGUCCUACAGACACUCUACCAUCUAAUAAUGGCACGGGAGACUCGCUGCAAUGGGACUUGGAGUACCCGAGCGCAGUGGACCAAUUACAUCAACAACACUCGCUAGAGACGACAGCAUACUCCGAGGUAGAAAAUGGUUAUACCUCAUUGGCACAAGGGUGGGAAUUGCAAGUUCCUAUGGACUACUGGGACCUCGAUCUUCCCGUCAACAUGGAGGCUUUCGAGCCGGAAUCAACCAUACUGGGCCCGAAAACAGUGUCAACAUUGUCGGAGACUGGUAGAGUAUCUGGCAUAUUCUCCUUUGCCGGCGAUCAAACCGAGACCAAUCUCCAGCCAGCCAUCCCCGUAGGCCUAUUUAUCGCCAAGGAUCCUCGAGUUAAUUCCUUCAUCGGUCUUCACUCAGCGGGAUCAACACUGGCGAUAUGCCUGAAGGACUGUUCCGCCAGCUCACAGAUUUUAGGCCAGCUGGACCAUGUCCAGUUUCUUUUCAAUGCGGGGCCGCAUAUCAAUGAGUGUAAUGUUCCAGAGGAGACGAAAACCUUAUCGAGAGAAUUCCCAGCGAGAGAUUUCGCAGAAUUUGGGAUUCGGGCAUAUUUCAGAAAUAUUCACCCGAUAUACCCCAUAAUUGACCGACAAAUAUUCCUCGAAAACUGGCCUUCCCUGUACAAUACGGAACCCGAACAGCUGGACGCUAUCACAUACUCUGCUUUUGUCCUCCUGGUCGCCAUUGGAGCCCUGAGUGAUUCUUCCCGAUGUGGCGUGACUGACUACCAGACCUCGGUCUUGAAAUUAUACUGGCAGAGCUGGUAUCUUCUAGACAAGGUGACUGGCUCUCCAUUUCUCCCGUCCGUCCAGGUAUUGGUUCUACAUGUAAUCCUUCAGAUCCAGCUUAACAAGGAGGGGUUUGCAUGGGUUCUCUGUGGUACUGCCAGUCGUAUGGCACAGUCUCUUGGCCUUCAUCGCCGUAGCCCAACCAGAUUCAACCUUGGGGAGCCGGAGGUCUACCUCCGCUCCCAUCUCUGGUGGGCUAUACUCAGCCUGGAUUCAUUUCUUUCUGCAGUCGAGUGCCGGCCACCCAGCCUGCCGCCAAGCAUGUGUGACCAUGAUAUAUUACCACUCAACAUCAACACUCUCCCUAUGGACGCUUGUACGGGCGAUGUGGCAGACACUUACUAUUGGAGUCUGAGGCUUACUCGCAUCCGGCAUGAAUACUGCGUCAUUGUAAAUCGUUGCGAGAGCGUGUAUUCACGGCUUGAUGCGCUAGCUACGCUGGACCACAGGCUAUUGCAAUGGCGGGAGGAAGUUCCGCCAGAUAUUCGUCCUGGACAACAGAUCAUAGCGCCCAAGGCUCUGUAUCAUUUUGUUGCCCUACUCCAUCUAGAUUAUUUUCACAUUUUGUGCUCAAUUCACUGGGCAUCCAUAUUGUCAACCACCAAUCCCGUUAUUCUGAAGGCUCAUCAGAGCAUUCGGAUCCAAUCCAGCGAACAUAUUUGCGUCGCAGCUGCUCGAUCAUUCGUCGAUGUGCUCAAUGGUCUCAACACAGAGUAUGACGGCAGCACGUUAUUUCCAAUCACGUAA